Rana temporaria (common frog) is the source of this 2436-nucleotide messenger RNA. RefSeq names its product trichohyalin-like. Lineage: Eukaryota; Metazoa; Chordata; Amphibia; Anura; Ranidae. The transcript has a single exon. The record is from RefSeq and is a predicted model, not a curated record. The coding region runs from base 27 to 1997 and encodes 656 amino acids.
ACGGCAUAAAUAUAGAUGUAGUUGUCAUGGGAACCGAUUGCGAGGAAAUUUCCAUCUAUUCAGAGAAAGGUGAAAAGAGAAGAUUAGUCAGCAAAAAUGAAGAGCGAUCCGAGAGAAAGAAGAACGAGAGAAUCGCUCAGCAGAUCCGAGAGAAAGAAGAAGAACGAGAGAAUCGCUCAGCAGAUCCGAGAGAAAGAAGAAGAACGAGAAAAUCGCUCAGCAGAUCCGAGAGAAAGAAGAAGAACGAGAGAAUCGCUCAGCAGAUCCGAAAGAAGAACGAGAGAAUCGGUCAGCAGAUUCGAAAGAACAACGAGAGAAUCGCUCAGCAGAUCCGAGAGAAAGAAGAACGAGAGAAUCGCUCAGCAGAUCCGAGAGAAAGAAGAACGAGAGAAUCACUCAGCAGAUCCGAGAGAAAGAACAACGAGAGAAUCGUUCAGCAGAUCCGGGAGAAAGAAGAAGAAGAACGAGAGAAUCGCUCAGCAGAUCCGAAAGAAGAACGAGAGAAUCGUUCAGCAGAUCCGGGAGAAAGAAGAACGAGAGAAUCGCUCAGAAGAAGAAGAAGAAGAAGAAGAAGAAGAAGAAGAAGAGAAUCGCUCAGCAAACCCAAAAGAAAGAAGAACGAGAGAAUCGCUCAGCAGAUCCGAGAGAAAGAAGAACGAGAGAAUCGCUCAGCAGAUCCGAGAGAAAGAAGAACGAGAGAAUCGCUCAGCAGAUCCGAGAGAAAGAAGAAGAACGAGAGAAUCGCUCAGCAAACCCGAAAGAAAGAAGAACGAGAGAAUCACUCAGCAGAUCCGAAAGAACGACGAGAGAAUCGCUCAGCAGAUCCGAGAGAAAGAAGAACGAGAGAAAGAAGAACGAGAGAAUCGCUCAGCAGAUCCGAGAGAAAGAAGAACGAGAGAAUCGCUCAGCAGAUCCGAGAGAAAGAAGAACGAGAGAAAGAAGAACGAGAGAAUCGCUCAGCAGAUCCGAAAGAAAGAAGAAGAACGAGAGAAUCGCUCAGCAGAUCCGAAAGAAGAACGAGAGAAUCGCUCAGCAGAUCCGAAAGAACGACAAGAGAAUCGUUCAGCAGAUCCGAAAGAACGACAAGAGAAUCGUUCAGCAGAUCCGGGAGAAAGAAGAAGAAUGAGAGAAUCGCUCAGCAGAUCCGAGAGAAAGAAGAACGAGAGAAAGAAGAACGAGAGAAAGAAGAACGAGAGAAUCGCUCAGCAGAUCCGAAAGAAGAACGAGAGAAUCGCUCAGCAGAUCCGAAAAAAAGACAAGAGAAUCGUUCAGCAGAUCCGGGAGAAAGAAGAACGAGAGAAUCGCUCAGCAGAUCCGAGAGAAAGAAGAAUGAGAGAAUCGCUCAGCAGAUCCGAGAGAAAGAAGAACGAGAGAAUCGCUCAGCAGAUCAGAGAGAAAGAAGAACGAGAGAAUCGCUCAGCAGAUCCGAAAGAAGAACGAGAGAAUCGUUUAGCAGAUCUGGGAGAAAGAAGAACGAGAGAAUCUAUCAGCAGAUCCGAGAGAAAGAAAAAGAACGAGAGAAUCGCUCAGCAAAUCCGAGAGAAAGAAGAACAAGAGAAUCGCUCAGCAGAUCCGAAAGAAGAAGAAGGAGAACAACGAGAGAAUCGCUCAGCAGAUCCGAGAGAAAGAAGAAGAACGAGAGAAUCGCUCAGCAGAUCCGAGAGAAAGAAGAACGAGAGAAUCGUUUAGCAGAUCCGAAAGAAAGAAGAACGAGAGAAACGCUCAGCAGAUCCAAGACAAAGAAGAACAAGAGAAUCGCUCAGCAGAUCCGAGAGAAAAUGGAAGAAGAACAGGAGAAUCGCUCAGCAGAUCCGAGAGAAAGAAGAACGAGAGAAUCGCUCAGCAGAUCCGAGAGAAAGAAGAAGAACGAGAGAAUCGCUCAGCAGAUCCGAGAGAAAGAAGAACGAGAGAAUCGCUCAGCAGAUCCGAGAGAAAGAAGAAGAAUGAGAGAAUCGCUCAGCAGAUCCGAGAGAAAGAAGAACGAGAGAAUCGUUUAGCAGAUCCGAAAGAAAGAAGAACGAGAGAAUCGCUCAGCAGAUCCAAGAGAAAGAAGAACAAGAGAAUCGCUCAGCAGAUCCGAGAGAAAGAAGAAGAACGAGAGAAUCGCUCAGCAGAUCCGAGAGGAAGGAGAAGAACGAGAGAAUCGCUCAGCAGAUCCGAGAGAAAGAAGAACGAGAGAAUCGCUCAGCAGAUCCGAGAGAAAGAAGAACGAGAGAAUCGCUCAGCAGAUCCGAGAGAAAGAAGAAGAACGAGAGAAUCGCUCAGCAGAUCCGAGAGGAAGGAGAAGAACGAGAGAAUCGCUCAGCAGAUCCGAGAGAAAGAAGAAGAACGAGAGAAUCGCUCAGCAGAUCCGAGAGAAAGAAGAAGAACGAGAGAAUCGCUCAGCAGAUCCGAGAGAAAGAAGAACGAGAGAAUCGCUCAGCAGAUCCGAGAGAA